This is a messenger RNA of Mucor velutinosus, 579 nucleotides long. RefSeq lists its product as uncharacterized. Gene Ontology annotation, biological process: engulfment of apoptotic cell; cortical cytoskeleton organization; small GTPase-mediated signal transduction. Gene Ontology annotation, molecular function: GTPase activity; protein kinase binding; GTP binding. Gene Ontology annotation, cellular component: cytoplasmic vesicle; cell projection; cytoskeleton. The transcript has 4 exons. Lineage: Eukaryota; Fungi; Mucoromycota; Mucoromycetes; Mucorales; Mucoraceae. The coding region runs from base 1 to 579 and encodes 192 amino acids. The record is from RefSeq and is a predicted model, not a curated record.
AUGCAAUCUAUCAAGUGUGUUGUUGUGGGCGACGGUGCUGUCGGUAAAACUUGUUUGUUGAUUUCGUACACAACAAAUGCAUUUCCCGGUGAAUAUAUCCCCACAGUGUUUGACAAUUACUCUGCCAAUGUCAUGGUGGAUGGUAAGCCAAUCAACCUUGGCUUAUGGGAUACUGCUGGGCAAGAAGAUUAUGAUCGUCUCAGGCCUCUGUCUUACCCUCAGACCGAUGUAUUUCUCAGUUGCUUCUCGCUUGUCAGCCCUCCAUCCUUUGAGAAUGUCCGCACAAAGUGGUAUCCAGAGAUCAGUCAUCAUGCACCCUAUAUUCCCAUCAUUCUAGUUGGCACUAAAUUGGACUUACGCGAGGAUCGUGAUACAGUGGAGAGAUUGAAACAAAAGCGCAUGGCUCCCAUCAGUUAUCCUCAGGGAUUGCAAAUGGCCAAAGACAUCAAAGCUGUAAAGUAUCUUGAAUGCUCUGCUCUUACUCAAAAGGGCCUCAAGAACGUGUUUGAUGAAGCUAUUAGAGCUGUCCUGUCACCUCCUGUACGACAAAAGAAGAAGAAUCCUUGUUUGAUUUUGUAG